CUGCACUUGUUUGUAGUAGCCUUGUAGUAAGAGUAGAGUGAGUCAUCGGUCAUCGCCUGAGAAUCUGUGCGUGUUCCUUGUCUUGGCCGCCCUUCGCCAAUCGCCAUUAUCAUUUUAUGUAAAAAUCGCUUUUAUCCUCGUGCUGUACGCUUGAUUAUCUUGUUUUUUAGACUUUUAUUAAAUUAUGGUGAGACAAAAGUGUUUUUUGUGUAAGGUUGAGGCUAAGAAAGCAUCCAGUGAAGGGAUAUCUUUUCACAGACUACCUGCAAAUGAAAAGCAGAGAGAGAAAUGGAUGUCUUUCUUGGAACUUACCAAGCUAGAACCUCAAUCCCACAAAGAUGGUUGCAAUAUGCUCCAAGCAUUUGUUGCAACACGAUUUCACUACUGAUGCUAGUGGAAGAACUUGGCUAAAACCUGGUGCUGUUCCAAAGUCCAUUUGGCCAGUUGUUUCCUCUCAAUGUACAUCAUCAUCAAGUAUUGAUAUUUUCCCAAAACAAGUUUCUGUGAUGCCAAAAGGUAUAGCAAGCUCCAUAGAUGUGACUGGCAGCUCCAUAAGAAGCUCUUCAUCCAGAAUUAAUACUGAUGAAAGUUUCAAUGUGGAAGAUUGGCCAUCAUCAAGUUCUUCUAACACUUGGAGUGCCUUACCUGCAACUGUGACAGCCUCAGAAAAUGGUUAUGAAUCAGAUGUGUUUACUGAAUCUGUUCAAGCAAAGAAGAAAAGAAAGAGGAAGAGGUAUGUGGGAGACUUAACCAGUAGCGACUUUUCUACAUCUGAAAAGAGAAAAUGGAAUUUUCGUCUCAUGAAAGACACUAUUUUGAGACAGAGGAAGUUACUACAAAACAAACAACGUUUGAUUCGAUAUUCCAGAAAUAGAAUCCAAACACAGAAGGAAUUCCUUGAUAUGCUAAAUCAAAAGUUUAAUAUGAAUGUAUCAACUGAAAGUGAACUCAAGGCGGGUCUGUCGGGUCCAGCCUCUCAAAUAUUUGACAGGAUGUUAAAGGUCCAUCAACACAAAAAUAUGAUCCUGUGUUAAGAAGCUUUGCGGUGACCCUUACGUUUUACCCACCUAAGGCGUAUACUUUUAUUCAAAUUCAAAUAAUUUAUUCAAAUAAUUAUUACAUUGACAGGCUCUAGAAAUGUUAGACGAGGAUACGAUGAAUUUUAAAAUUUGUGUGUAUCCCCGAAUAACAUUUAACAUUUAAUUUCCUUAUCAAAAACUACAACAAUAGAAAAAGCUACACUACAAAAUUAAUAUAAAUGAUAUAUACGCACUAUCUAAUGUAGUAAAGCUAUAUAUUACACAUGUAGCAGCGCAGAUACAGGUAUUCGUUUACUCAGAGAACCAUACUAUUUUUUUUGUAAUAAGUAUAUAAUUAGUUUUUACACAGUAUCUAAUUUUGUUUUUAAUGGAUUUUGUAAUAAUUCGUUAAUUCCUUAUGAGAAGCGGUAAUAGAUUUAACAAUAUGGGACCUGUAAAAGAAAUAUUUCUCUGAGUAAAAGACAAACUCUGCAGAGAAGAACAGAAUCUCGAUUCAGUUACUGCCCUGGUUUGUAUCGGGUGGUUAACUCUCUCAUGAAAGAUCCCAUACUUUAAAGAAAAUUGAAUAACUCUUACACAGUAAAGUUGCCUUAAGUUUAGAAAUUCUGUUUGAGAAAAAAGAUCGGUAGAAUACACUUUAGGUUUAAAUAACAAAAUUUUUAAUAAAAAUUUUUGAGCCACUUUUAAUGGUUGUAAAAGGGAUUCACAUGCUGAACCCCAGCACAAAAUGCCAUAAUUUAAAAUAGAUUCCGCUAGUGAAAAAUACACCAUUUUCAUUAACUUAAAGGUUAAGACAUUCCUUAGUUGCGAAAAUUUGUACACUAAUUUCCUAACUUUUUUACUGAUGUAGUCAACAUGUAUAUCCCAUCUUAAGAAUCUAUCAAAAUAGACACCCAAAUAUUUAAUAUUGUCACAGGAUUGUAUUUUUAAAUGACAGUUACAAUUUAAUUGAACGCUACAUGAAGAGUUAUGUAAGGGAAUAUACACUUUAAUAGGCAUGUCGCUUCUGGUUAUAGAAAAAGAUAUAAAUUUUGUCUUUUCAAUAUUUAGAGUCAGUUGAUUUAUGUCUAACCAGCAUUUUAUUUUGUGUAAGUCUAGUUCAGCUUUAGUAAAAGCAUCAAGCCAUGAACUACCUGCGAUUAAAAGGGCAGUGUCAUCUGCGAAGCACACAAUUUUACCAUUAACGUUUAAGUUUAAGAGACUAUUACCAUACACUGAGAACAGAAUCGGGCCAAGCACUGUACCUUGCGGUACGCCAACAACUACUUUUUGAGCUUCACUAUAAAUAACAUCGCUUAACUUAACUUUUUGAUAUCUGUUCUCCAGGUAAGAUUUAAAUAAAUUAUGUACGAAUUCCUAUGCUUUCUAGACGUUUGAGUAAAAUAUUGUGAUUGACCGUAUCAAAGGCUUUUUUAAGUCUAAGAAAACAGCUACUGGUUUAAGACCCUUAUUUAUACUAUUUGUCACAAAUUGGUUAACAUUAUACAACGCAUUAUCAGUACUAACCUCUGGUUUAAACCCAAACUGAUACGGAGAUAUUAUUUUAUUUUUCUCAGGGUAGUCCCAUAACUUUGAUUUAAUGCACUUUUCUACUAUUUUAUUAAGCACACUACACAAAGCUAUAGGCUUAUAGUUAUUUAUGUCCGUUUUAUCCCCACCUUUGUGGCUUGGAAUGACAAUGGAGUAUUUAAAAAUUUUAGGAUAACAACCAGAAGAAAAAAUAAUAAACUUUUAUGAUUUUCUUUUAUAAUUCUAGAGGAUAUGGCGUCCUCUCCGCAGAAAUAAGGAUUUAUCCAAACAAUGCUCAUAAGAUUGUGGUUUUGGUACUAUUUUAGAUGCUAGUUUUUUGCCAAUUGAACUAAAAAAGUCAUUCAUUUCAUUAGCUAUCUCAUGUAAGUCUGUGGUAGUUUGACCAUUAUUUUUUUUUAAUGAUUUUUAUUAGAAACACAGUUAAUAAAUCUUUACCUGAUUUAAGUACAAUCAGUAAGUGGUAUAAAUCAGUUAACACGUUAACCGCCGCAUCGCAUUUUUAAUAAUUGUAAAGUUGACAUCAUGUACCGCCGGCGGCCAACUGACUGUAUCAGUGUCGUGCCAUCUGAACCGCCAGCGUACAAGAGCAGACCUGCAUUUUAAGAUCAGUUGUAUGCCAGCGGUUCAGGUUACGUGCAUUUUCCCGCAUACGGAUGUUGGCGUACAAGUAGAAGUGCAUCACUGGUUUGGCAAUCGAAUCAUGCCAAUGUGAAAAACAUGGAUCGAAAAAAGUUUUAUUGUUAUUCAUUAAUUAUUACAGAUAAAACUCACUACAUAGAUAUUCUCAAAAAUGAGCAGGAAAACACUUGAUACAAAUAAAAGGUUUUUCGGGACAGGUGUCGCAAUAAGUAGUUACUCUUUUUGCUGAUUUUGCUGCUAGUUCCCAGCUUUGCUCCGCCGCUAAUUUCUUGUAACAAUAAAUACACCUUUUUCUAACUUUUCUAUUCCUUUUGCACUUCUCUUCAGUCUCCUUCAUUUCGUGCUGUACUUUUUUUCGCUUUUUAUCCUGUUGUGGAAUUUCGCCUUCAACAAUUAUUUCCAAAAGCGACUCUGCCAAAUGUUCCCGAAAUUUUGUAAUGGAAAUGUUUGAAGUUGGAUGCACCAGUUUGUAUACAACUAAAGCAUUAACCAAAGAUGUCCCCAUCAAUAAUUCGAUGGCAACUUUAUGGUACCACCUUACCGAUUUUCGGACAGGAGAAGAAUAUGCUGCCAAUUGGUCGGACAAAUCAAUACCCGCCUUUCCUGCAUUGUAAUCGAUAAUGCAUUGUGGUUUUUGAACCUCUUCCCGUUUCCUAUUUAACUUUCCUGUAUUUACCACUUCCAAACUGUGAUAAGUAGAGAGCAUUAAAACGUCUCUUUUGUCUUUCCACUUAGAGACAACGAUUCCGUCUUCAUUUUCUCUUCCUAUAAUUUCCCCUUUUUUUAAUUUUGCUGACAUAACUUCUUUUGGUAGACCCUUUCUGUUCUUUCUUAGGGUCCCAACUGAGUGAGUGCUUCGACUUAAAAGUUGUUUAGCAAGAGGAAUGCUGGUAUAAAAGUUGUCGUUCACCACAACCCUUCCUUCAUCCAAAAAAUCUUUACACAGAUCCAUCACCGUACUCAUUGGGAGGGAUACUUCCCAGUCCCCACCUUUGCCUUGAUAAACAGAAAAUGAGUAAGUAUAUCCUUUGUGAUCGCACAUUUUAAACAGCUUGAUGCCAUAUUUAUGUCGUUUUCCAGGAAUAUACUGUAUAAAUUUUAGUCGACCACGGAAGGGAACCAUGCUUUCAUCUAUUGCUAUAACUUUUCCAGGCUGCAUUACCUGUUUAUAUCUCAAAUUAAAAUGAGAAAUUAAUGGAUAGAUUUUGUAGAGACGAUUAUCUUUCGCUACCACGUCCUCAUUCGAAAAAUGCCAAAAGCGAAGAAGAGCUUGAAAUCUGUUUCUUGGCAUUAUUUUUGGAACUAGGUUAUUUCUAUAUAUGGGAUGUGUGCUCCAGUAAGCCUCAAUAUUCGGGUAACGCACUAAACCCAUAUAAAGCACAAUGCCGAUAAACUUCAUCAUUUCUGGUACUGUUACUGGCUUCCAAAGUGAAAGUCGGCUUUUGGACUUUGGUCUACCUAGCUUGGCUAUUACUUGUUGUGCAUUUCGAUUUGUUUCUAUAACCAUUGUUUCUAACAACUCUUGGUCACGAACAGGGAAUACGCAUCUAACUCUGUAAAGCCGCUUGUUGUAGCCAAGUUUGGGUUUAGGCCUUCAUUUCCUAUAAAUGUAAAUGUUUGCUGAUUACUUCCAGUAACUUCUCUCCAUUCAGAAUUUACAGUCACAUUGUUAACAGGAUUAUCAUUAGGAGUACCAUCUAGCGAAAGGUUUCCUUCGAAAGAUCUCGCUUCUGAAGAGCUGGAAGAACUGUACUGAAAGUCCGGAUCUCUGACGCUAUCAUCACUGUCCUCGGCGACUUCGUUGCUUUCCGAACUCUCUGACUGCGACUCGGCGAAAAUUUUUUCUACUUCAUCCAAUAAUUCCUUGUCACUCAACGGCCUUUUAUUCGAUUCCAUGUUUAUUGGAAUUCCUAAUACAAAAAAUGCCGUCUUAGCAAAUGAUGAAAUCGAUAAAAAUUGCUUACCCGCAUAAGUUUCUCUUUCUAGAAGAACAAUAAACUAAAUACUUGUAUCAAUUCUAAAAUUUCUAAACCGCAUGGGAACUUACUGGCAACGUUGCCCAUAACCGGUCAAGUUGUGUUUACGAAUCGUUCUGCAAAUAUUUUCCAAAAUUAGUGUUAAAUAGUAUCAUUUAAUUACUGUGCUAUCGAUGAAUCCGAGCAUUACGGUACAUAGAACAAUAACGCUGCUUUGUAGUACCUAAGAUCUUCUUUUUGCUUCAAAUCGCCGAAAUUGGACGACAUUUAUCGCCAACUGUACUUUGACCCGUGCGCUUCUAUACAUUGACACCAGGCACUGGGAGGCUGGGUAUUGCUGUGAACCUCCAGCGGAGUUGCCGUAACUUUCGGAUAUCAACAUUAAAAUGCCAAAAACCAAGACUGAUAAUUGCGACAUAUGUCUUAAGGAGGUUUUUGAUGAUUGUCAAGCAUUACUAUGCGAUAAGUGCAACAUAUGGAAACAUAAAGAAUGCUUAUCAAUGUCAAAUAAAACAUAUCUUAAAUUAAGUAAAUCCAAUGAUGAUUGGAUUUGUGGCAAAUGUAAGACCAAAGAUGGUCCUGGUUUUGUUUCACAGGUGAAGAGGGAUUACACUCUGGCCGAUGUCAUGGCAAAAUUAGAGGAGAUGGAUAAUAAAUAUAAGGCAUUAUUUACUAAAUAUAACGAGCAAUUAAAAAUAAACGAACAAUUACAGGAUGAACUCGGCCAAAUUAAGCAACAGUUAAACAAAAAUGAACAAAAGGAACUUAAAAACAACUUGUUGGUUCAAGGAAUUCCAUACAAAGAAAACGAGAACUUACCUGACAUUAUAAAUAAAAUUGGCAAUUACCUUGACGUCCCGAAUGGAAACAGGUUUACGACUUUUCGAUUGGGCAGGGAUAACAAUAAAAACAACCCUGUUAAAGUCAUCUUUGAAGAUGAAUC
Molecule: messenger RNA, 6128 nt
Organism: Acanthoscelides obtectus
Lineage: Eukaryota; Metazoa; Arthropoda; Insecta; Coleoptera; Chrysomelidae
Source: the annotation of a GenBank genome assembly